Helicoverpa armigera (cotton bollworm) is the source of this 3814-nucleotide messenger RNA. RefSeq names its product atos homolog protein A (gene atos). The coding region runs from base 16 to 2997 and encodes 993 amino acids. The transcript has 11 exons. Lineage: Eukaryota; Metazoa; Arthropoda; Insecta; Lepidoptera; Noctuidae. The record is from RefSeq and is a predicted model, not a curated record.
AGUUAGAGUUAAGUUAUGUUUUGCUUGUUUGGAGCUAGUGAGUGUGCGAACGUGUUCGAUAGCUGUGACGAUGAGAAAUUGGAAAGCAUGCAUAGUUGCGAGCCCGUGCCGGCGGCGGCGCCCCCGGCGUCCGGGCCAAACCUCCUGCUGCAACUAGGACGGCUCAUCAUCAGGUCGCGGAGCGCUAGCCCUGCGGCCCGCGGCACCCCCCAUGACCGACUGAUCCACGCCAAGUUGAUCGCUGCUAACCCCUCCACCAGCACACAGGUCCAGAACCAACCGAAGCCAGUAGAGACUGAGGAACCGCAGUCAGCUGUCGAGGCUCAGCUCAGCACGCGCGUGCAGGCUCUGUGGGACGACCAGAUCCCCGUCUGUAUUGAGGUGCUGUUAGCUCCCGACUGCCAGGACUGCUACUCGUCGCUGUGCCGCGAGGGUGACUGCGACAAGCACGCGCACCGGGCACUGCUGCUCGAGCGCUGGACUAUGACUGCGCAGCAAGUUAACAAAGGCGAACACAGCCCAGCAUUCAGCACUUCACAAUGGCUGCUGAACGCGGUCCGGUCGCAGCUGCACUUCUCGCAGCUGUCCGCGUGGCUCGCCAGGAUCAAGGAGACCAGCGGUGAUGACAGUCCCACGGAACGCAGACGCAAGCUAAGCCGCGAAACAUGCAACUUCAAGAAGAUAGAAGCCAACUGUGACGACGACACGGAUCGCAAACUAAACGUUGUUUACUCCAUCAAGAUAUCUCAGGACAGCUACCAGAAAUCCGACUUCGCCCGACCUCCUAACGACCAUAAAUUCCCAGUAACUGACAUUGGCAACAACCUAUACCUCAAUAUCAUACUAGAAAGCUUACCCAGACUGGACGAUAUCCCUCAUAUAAAGUGCACCUGCCAAAAACGAAAGUCCAGCAAGGAUAUUCCGCCUAAUAUACACGAAGAAAUCGUCGGCAAACUCAAUGAUCUCACUAUAGGAAAUAAGUUUGAUAACUCAAAUGUUGUGGACGACAGAAUGCUGACUCCUUGCAGCGAGAGUGGUAAACACAAGUGCAGCUGUGAUGACGAGUCUGACGGCAAGGAUCGACCCAAGAAACUCGACGACAGACGCCUCAAAGAGAUCGCUAAAUACAAACGCAGGCUUCGCAAAGAGUGUAAGAUUAAAAAACUCCACGAUAGCACAUCGUCCGAAGGAGAUAGUUUACAGAAGAGCAAAGAACCUCACACGUCAAUACCGAUUUUACAAGCUUCGAGGUUCGAUAGGUUUCGGGCUAUAGGGUGCUAUAGAAAUCAAACAUAUCUGACGCUCCCGGCGACCAGGAUCGAGACCAAAUCACCGUUCAUUGACACAGAUGUACCACCACCAGCUGAGUUCAAGAAGACCAAUACAGUGUCCACACAGACCGAGGAGUUGUCAUGUCAGUGCGGCAGUGUACUUCAGAUGAAAUGCGAAAAUUGUAACGACAGAGGGAUGGUCAGAUCGGAAGGCAAUUAUAACUUAGCGUCAGCGAGCGAUGGUAUUACGAAAGAAGACGAUAAGAAGAUUAAAAAGCAUAAAUGUGAUACAUUUUGUGAUAAUAAUCGUAGUAUUAGUGAUAAUAGUGACAUAAUAAAACGACCUAAAUUGAGAAGAUUUUUUCCUAUUGUGGACAAAAUCGAGAAGAUUGUUACGGACAGAUUCGCGCAAAGAGAUAAGGAUAUAGAGGAGUUGCAACUAGAGAAGGAAGAUACGGUCUUCUCUCGUCCGAGAGACUCUAAGCGUCAGAAGACGUUCUCUAUAAGUGAUGAAGAUUAUGUUUUGUAUGAAAAGUGUGAUUACGGGACCUUUGACCAGUGUAGUGAGAGUGGGGAGGGGGGUGAUUCCCCCAAAGGUUCUUCGGAAGGUUUUAAGUUCCCUGAUCCUCGGAAGGUGGAUAACCAGGUGCCUUCUCCGACGGAGAUGGAUAGGUUUCGUUGGCGGUUCGAUUCUGCGGCGUCUAUGGUCUUUCAUACGAAGACUGGUCUGCCGCUGACUUCGAGCCCUGCUCCUCUGAGAAGGGGAAAUAACUGCUUCGAUUUCGAUGAUUCAAUUAAUGGCAUUUCUGGUAUUAAGAGCGCCCUCUUCCACCCGAUCUCAACCCCCGCGUCGCCCGCCUCCCCCGCAUCGCCUCCCCCCGCGCCCCGCGCCGCGCCCGCCACGGCUGCCACUGCGUCUGCGCCUGCGCCGGCCACUACGACUAGCCCCAAGAUACGCAUGCGGCCUAGCUCGGGGUUACUGGGCAGUUUCGAAGAAUCAGCUCUGAAAGGCCGGCUGGAGCCUGUAGCGACAGUAGCCGGGUUCACAGCCGAGCUGGGCGCGUACGGCGCGUUCUGCCCGCCGCACCGGCGCCUGCCGGUCACCGUGUUCUUUUACGCGCCAGGAGGGACUAAUGCGCCUUAUAUGGGCCACAUAAACCUAGGACCAGGUGGCUACCGAGUAGCCCGUUCAGGCACCAUUCAGCUCUCACUCUUCAACCCUCAUGGGACCCUGGUCAAGAUGUUCGUGGUCCUAUACGAACUGUCCCGGAUGCCGCCCGGGGCCAGGACUUUUCUGCGCCAACGCACGUUGUAUAUGCCGACGGACCCGUCUCACCCGGUGCAUGGAGGGGCUAACCCGCCUGUGGCUCCGCAUAAGUGGCUGCGGUAUCUUAUACAUCUCAGAUUUAUGACAUCGAAAUCCGGAAAACUGUAUCUACACACCGACAUACGUAUCAUCGUAUCAAGAAAAGCCGAUCUCGACACAGCGACCGCCCACUCCGCCAUAUUCCGCCCUCUCCCGACCAAUGGCAGCGCGCCAUCCGACCCGAACAAAGCCGAACGCGACCCGAAUACACCCGAUCGCAAACCGAACCGCGUCUUCGGCGGCAGCUCGGAAUACGACGAUUCGAAAAAGGAAUUCGGUUAUGAGAAUCAAAAUGGCGUCUCCUAUGAAUUGAGGAGCUUUACUUAUGCGCCUGAUAAUCCGAAAUAUUCGCCUCGGUAAGCUUCGGGAGAAUUCGGCAAUGUUCGGAUUACCUAGUGAGUUUUGCAAGUCAACUUUCUCGAUACGUAAAUUAUGAUACAGCUUAUUUACAUAGCUUUAAUUUUAGAACUGUCUAUUUGAUAGAGCUGACAACGGCUUUUGGUCGUAUUAUUAACGCGUUCACUGACGAAAAAGUAAACGUUAUUAUCCGACAAAAUGAAUAAGAUGUAAUAUUCACAUCGUUUGAUGUAUCAUACGACUCGUAAUUUUAGUCGAAUUAGCCCCGUAUUCAUGGUAAAUUUUUGUUUAUAAACAAAGUUGCAUCAACAUGUUGCUAUGUUGCUGUCAAUACUGCUCGCUGCACCAGUCUAACCAAGGGGUAUCGGGUUGCCCGGGUAACUGGGUUGAGGAGGUCAGAUAGGCAGUCGCCCCAUGUGGCACACUGCUACUCAGCUGCAUCCGGUUAGACUGGAAGCCGACCCCAACAUAAUUGAGAAAAGGCUCGGGAGAUGAUGAAUACUGCUUGUUGCAGAAAAAUAACAAUUUAGAAACAACCUGUUUCCAGCAAAAUUCUUGUUUCUAAGCAAAUGUUUGUCAUUCAUACGGGGCUUUAUAAUUACGUAUCGAGAGCGUUGACUUUCAAAACUCGGGAUCAGCACUCGGGUGAGUUCGGCAUACUUCGGGUGAGUUCGGGAGACAUCGGCAAUGUUCGGGCGUUUCCGUGAAUGAUUAGGUUGCGUAGUAAUCGGUCGUCGGUUUUUGUUUUUAGUGCCUGUAUGUAAUGAUUGUUUGUUUAACUGUAUGUAUUAAUGAGAAAAUAUAUUUUUGGUUUUUCUAA